This is a messenger RNA of Helianthus annuus (common sunflower), 1689 nucleotides long. RefSeq names its product 3,9-dihydroxypterocarpan 6A-monooxygenase. The coding region runs from base 40 to 1554 and encodes 504 amino acids. Gene Ontology annotation, molecular function: iron ion binding; heme binding; monooxygenase activity. The record is from RefSeq and is a predicted model, not a curated record. Lineage: Eukaryota; Viridiplantae; Streptophyta; Magnoliopsida; Asterales; Asteraceae. The transcript has 2 exons.
GUUAAUUUGUGCACAACAUCUUAAAAACCUCCAAUAACCAUGGGUGAUUUGCAUGGUUAUUUCUUCCUCUUUCUCAUAUGGCUGAUCUCCACCAUCUUUAUCCGGGCUAUAUUCAAAUCUACAAGUUCUAAACCUCAUCUUCCACCAAGCCCGUUUGCACUACCAAUCAUCGGACAUCUACACCUACUUGCUCCAAUCCCUCAUCAAGCUUUUCACAAACUUUCUCUUCGUUACGGACCAGUUUUUCGCCUUUUUUUGGGUUCUGUGCCUUGUGCGGUGGCUUGUUCACCAGAAACGGCAAAAGAAUUUCUUAAAACAUAUGAACAUGCCUAUUUAGACCGACCCCAUAACUCGGCAUUAGCAUACCUAACUUAUGGGUCACAAAGCUUCGCGUUUGCUCCUUAUGGAUCUUAUUGGAAAUUCAUGAAAAAGAUAAUCAUGUCACAGCUCCUAAAUGGUACAACACUCGACUUGCUGCUUCCAGUUAGACAAGAUGAGCUUAAUCGUUUCAUGAAUACACUCUUUCAAAAGGCCAAGAUUGGGAAGGCAGUAGACCUUAAUGGGGAGCUGUUGAAGAUGUCAAAUAAUGUGAUAUCAAGGAUGCUUAUGAGUGAAAGAUGUUCAGAGAAUGAAGAUGAGGCUGGGGAAAUGAGAAAAUUGGUUACUGAGAUAACUGAGAUUGCAGGUAAGUUUAACCUCUCGGACUACAUAUGGAUCCUUAAGAAUCUUGAUUUGCAGGGGUUUGGAAAAAGGUUGAAGGAUAUUCGAAGAAGAUUUGAUGAAUUGAUCGAUGGGAUCAUUAAAGAUCAUGAAGAGUCAAGAAAGCAAGGGUCCGGAAAAGUGAGGGACUUGCUUAACAUUUUACUCGAUGUAGCUGAAGAUGAAACCAUGGAGAUAAAGUUGACCAGAGAGCACAUUAAAGCCUUCAUUCUGGAUAUAUUUGUUGCCGGAACACAAUCUUCUGCGAUCACACUAGAAUGGGCCUUAGCAGAACUCAUCAACCAUCCAAACAUAAUGGAAAAAGCAAUAGAAGAAAUCGAUCAAGUUAUUGGGAAAAAACGACUUUUACAAGAAUCAGACAUACCAAAUCUCCCAUACCUUCAAGCGAUUGUCAAGGAAACACUACGACUCCACGCUACCGGUCCGGUUAUAUUAAGACAAUCAACAGAAGAUUGUACAGUAGCUGGUUAUCAUAUUCCAGCAAACACUACCGUUUUUAUCAAUGUGUGGGCCCUUGGUAGAGACCCAAACCAUUGGGAAAACCCACUUGAAUUUCGGCCAGAACGCUUUGAACAGAACAACGUGGAUGUGAGAGGACAACAUUUUCACAUUAUACCGUUUGGUAGUGGGAGGAGAAUCUGUCCUGGAACUUCACUAUCACUACAAAUGAUACAAACAACACUUGGUUCUAUGAUUCAGUGCUUUGAUUGGAAGGCUGGGGAAGAUGGAAAUCUUACUAGUGUUGAUAUGGAAGAGGGACCUGGGAUCACCCUUCCUAGAGCAAACCCUCUGGUUUGUAUUCCUGUGGCCCGGAUUGAUCCUAUUUCAUUGUAAUCUAUGUACCAUGUAAGAAGUCCUUAACUGCAACCGAGUAAUUUGUUGAGUGUUGGUAUUUAAAGAAGCCACAAUCACACACAAAUGAAUUGCGAAUGAAAUUUAAGAAAAAAGAAUAAACUUCGCUUAACUGAA